This is a messenger RNA of Amphimedon queenslandica, 1110 nucleotides long. RefSeq lists its product as uncharacterized. The record is from RefSeq and is a predicted model, not a curated record. The transcript has 5 exons. The coding region runs from base 190 to 648 and encodes 152 amino acids. Lineage: Eukaryota; Metazoa; Porifera; Demospongiae; Haplosclerida; Niphatidae.
GUAAUUAUUAUGCCUUUAAUGUCAUACUAUUAGUCAGUGGCUGCAGUCACUGGGCUGCAGCUAGUGAUCAUACACACUAUGAUGUCAAAGGCACUUCACUGGUUUCUGUCUAUUCCACUUUGUGGCUUCUAUGAUGAUAUAAAAGUGGUAGACAGUAAGAGCUGAAUUUAUUGCAACAGAGAAACAGCUAUGGGAUCAGGGCUACUAACAGUAAUUAUACUGGCAAUGCUGAGUACAUGUUCUACAAAUGGACUAUCGCUUUCUGAUCUGUACCCAUAUGGUACAGAACAUGGGGAUGGCAUGCGUACUGGGUCUAGUGUUCCUGCAGCACCAUUAUUGGCCCCAAUUGAUAAUUUAGUUGCAUUUGGUCCAGUUGGAAUUAGAGCAACAAGAUACAGAGUUAGAGUUGAAGGGUACAUGCAAAUUCAAAAUGAUGGUUCAGAUAGCCUCCUUUUGCUUAUACUCAGCUCAGCUUCAGGUGCUUAUUUCAAUAAUAAAGUAUAUGGUAGGACUACUGAUGAUCCAGGAUUAAUAAACAGAGCAAUGGAUCAGAUUAAUGAAGGAUUUCCUAAUACUUUCUGCAGUACAUCUCUUCCUACACAAUUAAUAAUAGGAACAUGGAUAGAUUAUCUAAAAACUGGGCAGUAACUUCCAGCUAAUUGUUGUAACUAAUGGAAGCAUUACAUUUGGUAUUGCUCUUUAUGUCGAUGUGAGCAUUACAUCAGCUCAAACUGAAAUAAGUUCAAUCAUUAAUAGUAAUUUUACAACAGCUGAUCCUUCUUUCUUUCCAUUUGGUACUACAGUCAUGAAUGCUCCUAGCAUGAUGCUUAAUAGCAACAUACCAGAGACAUAUAUAUUUUCACUGAAUGAUAUACCACCCCCAGAUACUUGCAGUUCUGUCUGCUAUUCUUGUAAGGCCAGACUUGUUUAGUUGGCAUGUGAGGCUAGGAGGAUUAAUGGAGAAGAUGUACCAGCUUCUUGUAAUAACUAAUACCAUUCCUUUUUUAUUCUGUUUUGCUGUGAUCAAAUUGUUUUUAAGUAGUGAAUUAUAUACUUUAACAGUGAGAUUAGUGAUAAUAGUUUUUAUUAAUAUUUUUGUAACAAAUAAAU